Messenger RNA from Symbiodinium necroappetens, 2283 nucleotides. The record is from the annotation of a GenBank genome assembly. NCBI's taxonomy places the organism in Eukaryota, Dinophyceae, Suessiales, Symbiodiniaceae.
AUGGCGGAGUCGGAUCCUUGGGCGGAAGCUCUUGAGGAACAGAAAGCUCAAGCGGCGGCCACUUUGCCGGCGACUUCGGCAACCGAAGCUGGAGGCGAAGGGGCGGCCACUUUACCGGCGACCUCGGCAACAGCAGCUGGAGGCGAAGGGGCGGCCACUUUACCGGCGACCUCGGCAACCGCAGCUGGAGGCGAAGGGGCAGCCGCUUUGCCGGCGACUUCGGCGACUGAUGGAGCAGGCCCAGCACCGGGCCUCGGAACGAUGUUCGGAACGAUGCCACCGGGAUGGCCGACACUGGGUCCCAACAUGGGACCGAUGACUGGGACUUCUUUUGCUGCUCCACCUCUUCUUCCUGGCGGGUGGCCUGCUGCAAAUCCUUGGCCUUAUCCUGUACCCCCUCACUGCCUGGACAAGUCCCUGGGCAACUUCCGUGGUGGGCUAAUGGUAGAGAAGGACAACAAGCCCGACGCAAGCAGCGUGAGGACUGUUGAAGCACAAGAACGUCUCUGCAAGCCAGAGGAGAGUGAGGUGGCUAUGACGCUGGAAGAAUUCACGUCGGAUGGAGGCGUCCAUGUGAUGUGGACGCUCUUGCAGGAGGCCUUCGGAGAGAAUGGCGCCGAGAUGUUUGAGAGAGCAGAGAAAGAGUUCAAUGGAUGCCGGCGCACCCCAGGACAAUCGAUUGCCUCGUACAUUGCCAAUAUGAAGCGGCUCUUGGCACAGUACAUGAGAUCGGACCCCGAGUUCCAUUUGAGCAACAAGGCGUGGUCGCAACGCCUUUUGAACAGAGCCGGUUUAUCGAGGCGGGAGCGUCUGGAUGUCUUUUAUUAUGCCGGAGGCCUUGGUGGAAGGAAGCCAGGCGAGGACGAGGAAGACCUCGAGGAGGAGGAGAUUGAUGCCGAGCUCCACUUCGAGGAUGACGAUGAGAUCCCGGAUGGUGCUGAGAAAGCCCAGGACGAGGAGGAGCCCCACAGCGACGAUGGCCUCUGUGGGGAAGAUGUCAUCAAGGAAGCUUUUGCGGCUGGAUGGAGAGCCGAGCAGAAGAAGGACCGUGGCUGGUCGGCGCCUUCGACUAGGACACCCUCGAGACGCCCGAAGUUCUGUGGAGAGUGUGGGCAGCAGUUGGUGUGUAAGCGUGGCCAAUGGAUUUUGGUGGAUGAAGAGGGCGAUGGUGAUUCGGCUUUUCCCCCUCCUGUUCCUCGACCCAUGCACGAUGAACGACGCUACGAGGUGUCCAAGGGCGCCCUGGGAGCAAAGAAGGAGGCCGAAAAGAAGGUUUUGGUCAGUGCUCGUGAGGCGCUGGCUGCUGUGGACAAGAUGAGCAAGGAGGAGAAGAAGUCGUUGAAGUAUGCCCUGGCCCAUGAUGAGCUUAAUGUGCCGAUCCCAAUGCCAGAGCCGGACUUCCCCACGACUUGGAACAGAGCAGCAAGCAGCAAGGAUCAUGUUCGACAUCCGGAUCCCCAGCAACAACCUGUUGCUCCCAAGCCUUUGCUGGUGCCGAGCCGGAGGGAUGAAGAAGGACGCGAUAAACCCACCACGGUCAAGAAGCGCGAGAUGGAAGAGUUCAAGAUGGAACUUUACAGGAGGGCGUGUGAUGGUGGUCGGUGCGUUCCUUUUUCAGCUGCAUCGGUGCCAACAACCAAACAAGCCCGGUGCCGCCACCUUUUUGCAGAUCUCCUCUGGACCAGCAACCAGCAUGGCCACUAUGCAAGAUGUGAGGCUUGUGACUUGAAGAAUGUUCUCUAUUGGAGCCAGAGACACGGUGUUCUGGUGGCCAAUCCCGAGCCGAAGGACAUCUUGGUGGCGAGUUUGCCGGCGGCAGAUUCUGGCUGUCGCACGGCGGUGGCAGGCACUGACUGGCACCUUAGUUUCCAAGCAGAGCUUCGCAAGAGGAGGGUUCGGUUUUUCGAGGUGGUCGAGAAUGAGGUGUUCCAAUUUGGGGGUAACUGGGAACUGGUGCGCAUGUCCAUGGUCGGUGGUGGAGCAUCCUCCUGUCCAGGACUCAUUGGCCCCUCUGAGCUCUCGCGUUGGGGAGCGGUGUUUGAUCUCGCUGGGAAGACCUUGACUUUGAAGGGUUGCAGCCGGCCAAUGUUGAUGACCACCACGCGGCGUCCGGCCAUUGAUCUCCUUGAGUUCCCUGACAGGAACCUGUGGGAGAAUCCAACGGUGCUCCGGACCAAGAAAAUCCUGAAAGAUGCUCCUCACUCCUUUGCCUUUUUGUCGACACAAGACCCAGACGAGACCUCUACGCCUUUGGUUGGUGGGCAGGGCACCGACACGUACUGA